Molecule: messenger RNA, 450 nt
Organism: Diaporthe citri
Lineage: Eukaryota; Fungi; Ascomycota; Sordariomycetes; Diaporthales; Diaporthaceae
Exons: 3
Coding region: 1-450 (149 amino acids)
Cellular component (GO): membrane
Source: RefSeq, a predicted model, not a curated record
AUGGAGGCCGACCCUAUACACACGGCUUCUCCUGUCGGCGAGGCCAAUCCUCGAAAUCUUCCGAAACAGCGUUCUCGCGCUGUCAGCAUCACCAAUCCAAGGGACAAUGUGACCAUCCUCUUGCUGCUGGUCAUAGCAAUCUUCAUUCCUCCACUUGCCGUGCUGUGCAUCACUAGCUGCGAUGGCCAGUUCGUACUGAAUCUCGGCCUCGAACUCCUCACCUUUGGAAUCGCAAGCUUCUUCCAUGCAGUCUGGGUUAUUCUCUACUACGGCAAAGGUGGCCAUCUCACCUGGGGACAACGGAGGAAGCUCGAGCGGCAGAGGCCCGCCAGGGCUCUCGAAUUUCCAGCAGAUCCUCAGCCCCCGCAGGUCCGCAACGAGGCAUACGCCGAUGCUCCGGCGUACAGCGACUACGGUGGGGGCCAUGGCGGCGACUCAAAGUUUGCGUGA